UACAUUUGAGAUACGGCCCAAUAGCAGUCUCUAUGGUGAGGGAGGCGGGGCCAGACCUACAACGCCAAUGAGCCCCGGCCCUAACGGCCAAAAAGAUGGCGAUCCUGGCACCUCUAAUUGCUCUGGUGUAUUCUGUGCCGCGACUUUCACGAUGGCUGGCCCAACCUUACUACCUUCUGUCGGCCCUGCUCUCUGCUGCCUUCCUACUCGUGAGGAAACUGCCGCCGCUCUGCAACGGUCUGCCUACCCAACGCGAAGACGGCAACCCGUGUGACUUUGACUGGAGAGAAGUGGAGAUCCUGAUGUUCCUCAGUGCCAUUGUGAUGAUGAAGAACCGCAGAUCCAUCACCGUGGAGCAACAUAUAGGCAACAUUUUCAUGUUUAGUAAAGUGGCCAACGCAAUUCUUUUCUUCCGCUUGGAUAUUCGCAUGGGCCUGCUUUACAUCACACUUUGCAUAGUGUUCCUGAUGACAUGCAAACCCCCUCUAUAUAUGGGCCCUGAGAAUAUCAAGUACUUCAAUGAUAAAACCAUUGAUGAGGAACUAGAACGGGACAAGAGGGUCACUUGGAUUGUGGAGUUCUUUGCCAAUUGGUCUAAUGACUGCCAAUCAUUUGCUCCUAUCUACGCUGACCUCUCCCUCAAGUACAACUGUACAGGGCUAAACUUUGGGAAGGUGGAUGUUGGACGCUAUGCUGAUGUUAGUACACGGUACAAAGUGAGCACAUCACCCCUCACCAAACAACUCCCUACGCUGAUCCUGUUCCAAGGUGGCAAGGAGGUAAUGCGGCGCCCACAGAUUGACAAGAAAGGACGAGCUGUCUCAUGGACCUUCUCAGAGGAGAAUGUGAUCCGAGAAUUUAAUUUAAAUGAGCUAUACCAGCGGGCCAAGAAGCUAUCAAAGGCUGGAGACAAUAUCCCUGAGGAGCAGCCUGUGGCCCCAAGCCCCACCAGUGUGUCAGAUGCGGAAAGCAAGAAGGACAAAUAAGAUCCUCACCUUGGCAGUGCUUCCUGUCAAUUCCAGGCUCCUUCCGUAACCACAAGCCUGAGGCUACAGCCUUUUAUUUAUGUUUUCCGUUUGGCUGUGACUGGGUGGGGCAGGGUACUGCUUCUGAUUUUUAAAGAGGCAUCUAGGGAAUUGUCAGGCACCCAGAAGAAAGCCUGCCAUGCUGUGGGCCAACUGUAUCACUGGAGGAAGAAAGAGAUCUCAUAUGGUGGAGGAGGAAAUGGUUUCCCUCCAAGCUUGGGCCAGUGUGUUAACUGCUUAUCAACAAUUCAGACAUCUCCAUGGUUUCUCCAUGAAACUGGUUUCAUUAUUCCAUCUUAGCCGACCUGCACAGCUUAAUUAGACCUAGAUUUAACCCUAAGGUAAGAUGCUGGGGUAUAGAACACUAAGAAUUUUCCCUGGCUUGUUUAUGGCCUUCAUUAAAAGUAUAAGCCUAACUUUGUCAGUAGUCCUAAGGAGAAACCUUUAACCACAAGUUUUUAAUCAUUGAAGACAAUAUUGAACAACCCCCUAUUUUGUGGGGAUUGAGAAAGGGUGAAUAGAGGCUUGAGACGUUCCUUUGUGGGGUAGGACUUGGAGGAGAAAUCCACUGGACUUUAACCACUUUGACCAACUCCCCACACCCAGUUGAUGGUUUUCCAUAAUAAAAAGAUUGGGAUUUCCUUUUGA
Messenger RNA from Callithrix jacchus (white-tufted-ear marmoset), 1673 nucleotides. RefSeq names its product thioredoxin related transmembrane protein 2 (gene TMX2). Gene Ontology annotation, biological process: brain development. Lineage: Eukaryota; Metazoa; Chordata; Mammalia; Primates; Cebidae. Gene Ontology annotation, cellular component: membrane-bounded organelle. Gene Ontology annotation, molecular function: disulfide oxidoreductase activity. The record is from RefSeq and is a predicted model, not a curated record.